GAGCCCGUGAAUGCGGCAGGACCACGCUGUUCCUCCCAGCUCAAAGAUGGCAGCCGUGGGACAGAGAUGAGCGACGACACAAAUUUAAGAGUUUGGUCAUGAAACACACAUUGGGCUGUGCAGCUGUUACAUACAUGGUUAUGACAUGACAGUGAUAUUAUUUGCUACCGCCAAUUUGUCGUGUCACUUAGACAAUUGAAGGAUUGAGGAAUAUCAUGUUUUUCUGUCGGCUAAGCUAGCAAGCAAAGGUUAGCAGGUAAAUGCACUUGUCUCUUUUGACACAUAAGAGGAAAGCAGCUGCUCUGCAAACAGUGUACUGACAUCAAGCAAGCUCAAUUUCAUCAUGGCCAUCACUCAGUUCCGUCUUUUCAAGAUCUGCACAUGUCUAGCCAAUUUGCUUUCUUUCUUUAAAAGGUUGAUAUGCAGGAGUGGGAGGGGCCGCAAGCUCAGUGGUGAUCAAAUAACUCUCCCAACAACGGUGGAUUUUUCAUCAUCGGUACCAAAACAGUCUGCACAGCCAGAGAUUGAAGAAUGGAGCUCUUGGGAUGAAGAAGCUCCUACUAGUAUUAAGAUUGAGGGUGGCAACGGAAACGUUUCCCCUGCGCCCAACAAUGAUGAUGAAGAGCCGGACUACUUCAAAGACAUGACUCCAACCAUCAGGAAAACACAGAAGAUAGUGCUGAAGAAAAGGGAGCCCUUGAACUACUUGGUGCCUGAUGGCUCAGCAGGUUUCUCCAGCAGACUGGCAGCCUCUCAGGAUAUGAUGACCUUCAGCGCUCCCUCAGCUGAGCUGGGAGAAAUGGACAACUGGCAAGAGGACACAAACGCCUGGGAAGAUGAGUCUGAUGCUGCCUGGGAGGCAGAGGAGGUGCUCAGACAACAGAAGAUGGCUGAGAGAGAAAAGCGAUCCAUGGAGCAGCAGAGGAAGAAGAUGGAGAAAGACGCUCAGAGGAUGAUGAAGAAGGAGCAAAAGAUUGCCGUCAAGCUCUCGUAACAUUUUAGAAAUGCUCAGUUUUGAGCCGGAGGGAUGAGGGGGGGAAAGACACUGAAUCAAUCAUUAGUCUAUCUUUAAAGUCUUCAAACCAACCAGGAUUAUCACCCUACACUACUUAUCUGUUAGCAAACUGUCCUCCUUCUCCACCCUGUUUCCACCAGCAGCCAUUUUAGUCUGUUUUCCAGCUGCGGCAGUGUAAAAUGCAUCAUUCUUGAGGGCAGAUACCACACCUGGUGUUCUCACUGUUCAUGUGGCAAGGUCAUUUUGGUCUUCGAGAGAGUAGCAUUUCUACAAUCCAGUUUAUCUUAGGUUAGACUAAAAGUGAGAUACACUAUUAGACAGCACCAUUUAGAUUCUGAUUCAUUCUGUUAGGUAGCACAGGGAAAUAUUCUAUUUCAGUUUUCCCUGGUACCUGUACUACCUUUUGAAACUCAAACAGGGAGUACAAUUCCUUCUCUUUGUCUUAUUUAUAACCUCAAAGGACAAAGGAGUGUAAUUAAUUUAAAGCAUCACUGUUUACCAGUGACAUCCCUUGGUUUGCUUGAUUAUUGUGUUUUUAUAUUUAUGUCUUUCAUUGUCUGGAACCUGCUUUUUUUCUAAUGAAUGUUGCUUGAUAGUUCACGUCAUCUCCUUGUGCUGUGCAGCCCUUUUACACUGGAAAUCUGCAUUAAAAUGAAAUAUGGAUAAAUGGCCCAAAGGACCAUAGACUAGAAUCUAGCCCAACUGUAACUGCUAGCUGUGGGUUCCUAUGGUAAUCUCAUAGCUACCGAUCUGUCAGUCAUUCUCCUCCUUUGUCAGCAUUGAUAUUGAGGAAAAAUAUCCAGUGAUCACUACAGUGAUUUUUUUUUUUUUUUUUAAGGGGGAGGGAAUGUUUCUUUGCUCUUAAAUAGUUGAUACAGUCACUGCUUGGACGCCAUCUUUAUAAAACAUGCAUCUCCAUCGCAGUGUAAUCUCAGACCAGUUAUCUUAGCUGAUAAGAAGAUAAAAACAAAUUUUUGCUUCCUUUUGCAUCAGAAAAUGUGAGGAUAAUUGUUUAAGUCAAUGGCUUUGAUUGAGCAUCCUGUUAUGCAUUAUUGUAAUGAAAUAACCGGUCAGUGUUGGAAAAUUUGGUACUAAUGUCAGUUGGCAAGCUGUUGUCAUGGUAACAUUGGCAGGUGGAGAAAGCUUUUAUCAUCUGAAAUAUGCAGACAUGAUGCAGUAUAUCUGUGGUCUGUGGAUGUCUUUGGACUUGAGAUAAACGGCUUGAAGGGAGGUUGAGGUAAGCAAAUUUCUGUAGUGAAUGUUACCAUUAGAAAAGCUUUGCAAGCAAUGUUAUGCUUUAAAGGAAAUGCUGAGUUUGAUGUUAUCUAUCAAAUGAUUUAUUGAUGCUCAGUUGAUUAUUCUGUCAAAUGAUAAAGUGACAGUGCAUGAUCAGGUUUAAAUGAAAACAGGUGCUUAUCUUAAGGGAAUUCAGCAAACUGUCUCUGAGGAUUUGUGUUUUCUUUGGAAAUGCUCUUCACCCAACUUCUUUCAUUGAGAAAGGCCGCAUGUCGUUAUUUUAUGUCAUUAAAGUUUGUUUUCAUUUUGCACAUUUGAUUUAUCCAAAAAUGAA
Messenger RNA from Thunnus maccoyii (southern bluefin tuna), 2585 nucleotides. It is a transcript of the gene ebag9, whose product is annotated as estrogen receptor binding site associated antigen 9. Lineage: Eukaryota; Metazoa; Chordata; Actinopteri; Scombriformes; Scombridae. Gene Ontology annotation, cellular component: secretory granule. Bases 344 to 994 code for a protein of 216 amino acids. The transcript has 7 exons. The record is from RefSeq and is a predicted model, not a curated record.